Messenger RNA from Pyricularia oryzae 70-15, 645 nucleotides. RefSeq lists its product as uncharacterized. Lineage: Eukaryota; Fungi; Ascomycota; Sordariomycetes; Magnaporthales; Pyriculariaceae. Bases 1 to 645 code for a protein of 214 amino acids. The record is from RefSeq and is a predicted model, not a curated record. The transcript is spliced from 3 exons.
AUGGUUCCCCCAUCCUGUGCCACCUUGAUCGCAAAAGGCGUCGAGGUUUCGCCGCAGGUCUUGUCAAUGGUGGCUGUGGUUGACGUUGAAGUGUUGGUGAAGCGCGGCAUGGUGUUGUUCCGCCAGCGUGCCGGGUCGGUCGUGUUUGAGAAGCGCGCGCUUGAUGUUCCCGUGGCGUUGAGAAAGACAAAAGGGGCUCUGACAGACGUUGCGUUGGUGUUGGCUCUAGUGGCGUUGACGUCAAAAUGCGUCACGUUCAAUAUGGUGCUGUUGGAGCCGAACCUGACGCUAGUUGGCAGCGAUCCAAAUGUCGACGUCGCCGUCGGCGUGCUGGCCGUCACGACGGUCGAGUUCACGCCAAGGCACGAGCAGGCCGACCUGUAUGCGUCCGAGGAUGAGCAUUGCGAUGCGUACGCGGGAGUCUCUGUCGGAAAUUCAGCCGUCCGCGACGUCGACUGGCGCCUUCGCAGCCUGUCCACCGCCUCAUGCUCCGACGCCCAAACCUUCCACGGCUCGUCUCCAGAUGCACGUUUCAGCAACGACGCUGUGGAACUCGGUCCUGCGUGUCCCCAGUGUCAGAUGGCUUCUGGAACCCCAUCUACCAGUAGUAUACAGAUCUGCACAGACGCUGCCAGAGUUCACUGA